Messenger RNA from Phytophthora sojae, 1290 nucleotides. RefSeq lists its product as hypothetical. Lineage: Eukaryota; Oomycota; Peronosporomycetes; Peronosporales; Peronosporaceae. The coding region runs from base 1 to 1290 and encodes 429 amino acids. Gene Ontology annotation, cellular component: membrane. Gene Ontology annotation, molecular function: transmembrane transporter activity. The record is from RefSeq and is a predicted model, not a curated record. The transcript is spliced from 2 exons.
AUGGGGUGUCGCCCGAUGGUUUUGCUCGACGCUGGCGAGGCCAAGGAGCUUGUGCCUCUCAAAAUGCUCUUCAUGGUGCACAACUACUGUUAUUCACUGGUCGCCUACCUUCCAAUUUUCUUCGAGGACUCGAACUUCUCGAAGAGUGAAAUUGGCAUUCUUCUCGCAAUUCCACGCCUCUGCACGAUUAUCGGGCCGCCGGUCUGGGGAGCAAUCGCCGACGUACAGCACCGCCACAAGGAAGUUCACAUCUUGUGCCACAUUUCAUCGGCAUUGUUCAUCUUCUCGAUCCAGUUCGUGAACUCGUUCCCGCUCAUGUGCGUCACCGUGUUCGCGGUCUACUGCCAAAUGGUUCCAACUCUGGCGCUGCUGGAUCUUGCGGCGAUGAAGCUCACUGGUCGCUAUGGAGGUGACUAUGGCAAGCAGAGACUUUACGGAGCUUUCGGAUAUGGUGUUGGCGGCUAUAUCUCCAGUAUGAUGACGUCCUCGAUUGGAAUCAAAUGGUGCUUCACGAUGAUGCUUGGGGUGUCCUGCAUCUCUCUGCUGCUGUUGAUUUUGUACAUUCCUUCUGGCUAUGGAGAUGAUGCAGAUCAACCAAGACAAAAGGGGCUUCUUCGCAGCAGUGUGAAGCAUAUUGGGCAACGUCCUGAUGUGCUCGUAUUGUUUGCUGUAGCGCUGGUGAUGGGCAUUAGUGGUGGGUUUAUCGAUAGCUACCUCUUUUUGAACGUGUACGACUUGUCAGACGACGGCGCUACGAUCGUCAGCGUGUUUGUGGCGGUGCAGACACUGUCCGAGAUUCCAGUCUUUUUCCUAUCCAGUGCACUGAUCAAGCGAUUCGGUGCUGCGGUUUGCCUCUCCAUCGUCGUCGUCGCCUUCUUCACUCGCGAUAUCGUGUACGCCUACAUGGAGCAACCAUGGUUCAUCGUGCCGCUCGAGCUGCUUCACGGAGUUACAUUUGGGUUGUUACUCGCAUCGAUGACUACUUAUCUCUUCGACGCAGCUCCGAAAGGAGUUACUAGGACUAUGAUCGGACUUCUUUCAGCCUUCUUGCGUGGUAUUGGGGCAGGCAUUGCAUCUCUCGUCGGCGGAUAUAUUUGCGAUGAAUACGGCGUGCGCACGAUGUGGAAGAUCGGUGCGUAUGGCCUCGUUCCAGCAUCAUUUCUACUUGUUGGUGGUUUUGCGUGGCUGGCUCAUCGGCAUAAUGCGGCGGAGAGAGAACUUGAAAAGCAGCUCGUCGAUGAGCUCGAAUCCCCGAUCGAGAUCAACAAGGUAUCACCGCAGCAGGUUUGA